This is a messenger RNA of Ochlerotatus camptorhynchus, 4132 nucleotides long. RefSeq names its product transcription factor Dp (gene Dp). Gene Ontology annotation, molecular function: DNA-binding transcription factor activity, RNA polymerase II-specific; RNA polymerase II transcription regulatory region sequence-specific DNA binding. The record is from RefSeq and is a predicted model, not a curated record. The coding region runs from base 583 to 2097 and encodes 504 amino acids. Lineage: Eukaryota; Metazoa; Arthropoda; Insecta; Diptera; Culicidae. The transcript has 8 exons. Gene Ontology annotation, biological process: regulation of transcription by RNA polymerase II; regulation of cell cycle. Gene Ontology annotation, cellular component: nucleus; transcription regulator complex.
AUACAUGCAAGAAGGUGCUCGAAGACGCAGAUAGUGGAAGUGGACACGGGGAGAAGAACGAGAUUCGCUGUGAAUAUCGACGAGGGGGAGUAGCGAGCGAGUAUUCCUUCAAAUACACAUCGCAUCGCGAAGCAGCAGCAGCAGCCAGCCGCGAGAAAAAGACCCGCCGAACUGGACUCGAGUUGUAGCUCUGGCAUCGUUUGACGGACAUUUUUGCAUAAAAAGUGCAAUCUUCGGAACGGUCUAGCCGGCGCGGUAGUGAACCUAUCGAAAUCGGAACAGUGCCCGGUGGUAGUGCGGAAUUUUCGCUUUCAGUGGACGUUGGAAGUGUAGAAAUCGGUCCCGGUUCAGCGGUGGAAAAGCCCGUUGGAAAAUCGGUACUACACGGGGUGCGCUUUUUGCGGAUCGCCAUUUUGAACAUUCGGUUUUGUGUGUGCUCUCGGUUUUGAAAUUACUGUGGUGCGGUUUGGGAAAAGUUAUCUGAUUAUUCGGUCGGAUUUUCCCUCCGGGUCGGGUCGACACUAGGAGCGAGGGUUUUCCCCUUUCCCAGCAGGGGGUGGUCGUUUGCCAGGGUCCGCCAGGAUGGCCCACCAGAACAAACCGGUCAGCAUCGUGAUACAGGAUCCCAAUGGUCAACAGCAAGUUCUCCAUGUGAUGCAAACGGCGUCGACGACCGGCCGGCCACUGACGUCGGCCAGCGUCAAGACGAUCGUUAAGGAAGUGACCGGUCAGGAUAUUAGCGGACAGACUUUUGCCACCCCUGUUAUGCAGAAGCUCGCGCCGGGUCAGAAAUUCAUCACAGUGAAUAAUCCAAACAAAUUGCAGAUCGUAAAUUCACCCGCAGCGAAAGGCAUCAAUGGGAAACCACUGGUCCGAAUCUCACCGUCACAGUUGGGUCAGCUGAAGUUGAUUGCGGGUCCCGGACAGCUGACAGGUUCACCCAUUUCCGGCCGAAAUCUAACGGCCAUGCUCGCGCCUUCGACUUCGAUUUCGCCAUCAACCUCAAGCGGAGCACCCGCCCCGUCGACGUCAUUCAUGAGCACAAACCUGAUGACCAGCACCUCAACACCGGUUCUAUCGACUUCUUUCGUUUCGCAACCGGUGCCCCCGCCCGCUGUGGCAACACCCACCCACAGCAACGCAAAAGGAUCUCAACAACACCAGCAGCACCAACAACCACAGUACAACAACUAUGGCAAGAAAGCCGCCGCCGCCAGUCAGAUUCACACACCGGCUUCGCGCCGGAGAAAGACCGACAAAAUCGGCCGCGGGCUGCGGCACUUUUCGAUGAAGGUCUGCGAAAAGGUGAAGGAAAAGGGCACAACCACGUACAACGAAGUGGCGGACGAGCUGGUCGCCGAAGAAACCCAAAGCCAUCCCGGUGUGGAUCCGGCUUCGUACGAUCAGAAGAACAUCCGCCGGCGGGUGUACGAUGCCCUGAAUGUCCUGAUGGCGAUGAACAUCAUUUCCAAGGAGAAGAAGGAAAUCCGCUGGCACGGACUGCCCACCAGCAGCGUACAGGAGUGCGACGAUCUGGAGAAGGAAAACGAGAAGGCGCGCGAGCGGAUCGAGCUGAAGCAGCAACAGCUGCGCGAACUGAUUCUGCAGCACGUGGCGUUCAAGUCGCUCGUCGCCCGGAAUCAGGAAAACGAAGAACGAGGUCUGGUGCCGAACCCGAGCUCCGCCAUCCAGUUGCCAUUCAUCAUUGUUAAUACGGAUAAGAAGACUUACAUCAACUGUAGUAUUUCGAACGACAAAUCGGAAUUUUCGUUCAAAUUCGAUAAUACAUUCGAGAUACAUGACGAUCUGGAGGUGCUGAAACGGAUGGGACUGUUGCUAGGUUUAGACAAAGGAAAGUGCACUGUCGAAGACAUUUCCAAGAUUAAGACGAUGGUUCCCAAGUCGUUGGAAAAGUACAUCGAAGUGUACGGCCUCGGCAUGGAGAACGAAACCGAAGACUGGGAUAUGGCCUCAACCUACACCGGCGGGCCGGAUUGCGACGAUAGCGUCCAGGACGCUACCGAUCUGUUGUCCAGCUAUCAGGACAACACUUGCGAAAUCAACGAGGACGACUUGAUUUCCGAGGAUGAUGGUUAGAUCAAACGGCUUCCUUGCAGUAAAAGGAAGACCGUGUCGAUGGCGACGCGGCGACGUUGACCCAUGUCAUUGCUCCUCCUUUCCGGCUAGAUCCAACAAUGUAGUUUAGAUGUAUGCACACGCCCUCCGUUCAUGUUGCUGCGUGGGAGUCCCAUACAAUGUGAAGAUGGAUUUCGUUUUUGUUUCAUUUACUAUUUUAUAUCUCUCGUUUUCUGGUUCAGCUAAGUUAGAUAAAAUGCUGGCACCCUUAGCUAGGAGCACGACCUUCGGAAGGGAGGAGGACAAUGCAAUAUUCGGGAGUAGGAAGCAUAUUUUUUCUACGACUUCCGCAUGAAGAAACGGAGGAAUGAAGCAUGAAACUGAGAGUGCAGGGCUUAGCAGUAAGAAACAGAAAAAACAUACAAUGGAAAGCCGAAAGGGUGCUUUCCCUUUUCAUCAAUUACAAACAAACAAAUGUUAUUCCUAAGUAAAAGUGAAACACACACACAAACAAACCAGAAACCGUUAUCGUUAGAAAAUAUCUACCUACAAACUAAUCUCUCUUUCGAGAGGAAGAGAAGGGAUAAACUGGAAUGAGCCAAUGCAAAUACUAUAGAAAAAGUGCGUAUAGUUGUUUCUAGUGAUAAGGAACAUGAAAUGCUUGAAUCACACACACACACACACAAAUGCGGAAUGCGAAGCCGGACAGAAACGACUAACAUUGAUUGGCCUGGAAUGAAAGGAUAGAGUCGAAAAGGAGAAACGGAAAAAAGGAAAUCUAGUUAAUUAUCUGAUAAUGCACCGGAGAGUACAGAAGUAAUGUUUACAUUUUACUUGCUCUGAUUAAAUAUCCAAACUGCUGAUCAAACAUUCGAACACAGCUGGGAUAAGUUAACCGUUUUAUCGUCGUACUACACUACACAUCCGAAGUAAACUGGAGCACCUUGUGCUCUGCCAGAAACAUCCCAUUUAUAUACCAGAAAACAUCUCAGGCUUUUAUUUCUGUCUACAAUCGAUUAAUCAAAAGUAGAUUUUUGCAUCAACAACAGAAGAUAGUUUUUAGAACAAAAUAGCAGUAAUCUAAUAUGCAGCAGUUAUAUCAUACCAAGUCGUAAGUGUCAUAUUUUUUUUGUCGUAUAAAUUUUCCCGCUCUUUCCAAGCAAAUGUUCCCGUUUUCUGUUCCAACCAAUAAAAAGACAUUUUUUUCCUUCGCUUAUGAGCCCAUGCUUAUCGAUCUCACCAGCAAACAGACAUCCAUCGCGAAAUCCUUCCUGUUUCGUCAUUAAGGAUUGGCAAUUCGAAAAUUACAAAAAACGAAAACAAACAAAUUGAAACCCAUUAAAAUUUGAUACACGAGAUAAUUGUAUGUACAUACUGACAUGAAAUUCAUUCUGUAAACACUAAUCGAAUACAAAUGAAACAAAAGUAUCGCCGAUAAUGGUGUUUGAAUUAUUAGACGGAGCGGCAGCACCUACAAAACAAGAAGCCAACAAACGCUCGUCACUCAUAAGCUACGCCAGUUCACGGUAUGCACUGUGAAAAAUGAUUUUAUUUUCGGUCGAUAGCAAAACCGAUCGCAAUACGACGGUAGACACCACCAUUAUUAGACAUUGCUGCGACCUUGAAUGCGCGCAUAUAAUAAAAUAGAUGAGGCGUAAGAUUAUUUUUUAAGUGUUUCAAAUAUGUUCUUUUAUUUCUCCUUGAAUAAAAACAAUAAGUGGUAAAAGAAAGCUUAAAGAAAGCAAAUGCGUUUUGUUCUCGUUUUUUUUUUUUUUUAAUUUUAUAUAUUUUAUAUAGACUUUACUUUGCUACUACAACAAACUGUACUGACUUACACGAGAGGAUUAUUGUCGAAAAAGAGAAGUAACUUUUAGUAAGCGGAUUUCUCCAACAAUGGGAGUGCAUAUUGGCAAGGGUUGAAGAUAUGCGUAAUGUAAAAUUAUUUUUUUUUUAUUGAGUAAGCAAAAUUUUACGUUCUAUUUUUAUUUCUAGUGCAGUAAUUCUAAACGGUAACACUUAUGAAGAAAUCUGACAUUAAAAAGUAUAGAAGUAGUUA